Python bivittatus (Burmese python) is the source of this 2166-nucleotide messenger RNA. It is a transcript of the gene NRSN1, whose product is annotated as neurensin 1. The record is from RefSeq and is a predicted model, not a curated record. Gene Ontology annotation, biological process: nervous system development. Lineage: Eukaryota; Metazoa; Chordata; Lepidosauria; Squamata; Pythonidae. Gene Ontology annotation, cellular component: neuronal cell body; neuron projection; transport vesicle.
GUCGCGCCAGGCUCCAGGGGUGUAAAUAGUACGUGGCCUCUGAGGCUGGAGCAGCUCAGAGUAGAGAUGGCAACCGAGCGAGAGAUGUGCAGCUAACCCGGCUGCAUUUGCUCGCCCGGUAAGGAAGGCGGAGGAAGAAGAAGCGGAUCAGGUGGGAAGGAUGAGUGCGUAUGCUGACAUUUAUGCAUCGAAGCAGGGACAACAGGGUACCACAGAGGGGGGUUACCAGCGCUAUGGAGUUCGCUCUUACCUGCAUCAGUUUUAUGAAGACUGCACAGCAUCCAUUUGGGAGUAUGAUGAUGAUUUUCAGAUCCAGCGAUCACCCAACAAGUGGAGCUCUGCAUUCUGGAAGGUUGGACUCAUCUCGGGAACAAUGUUUAUGCUGACAGGGAUCAUAGUUCUAGUAGUGGGGUUUCUGGUACCCCCCAAAAUUGAAGCCCUUGGAGUAGAAGAUUUUGUGGUGGUGGAUACCCAUGCUGUUCAAUUUAACAGAGCCCUUGAUGUGUGUAAGUUGGCGGGAGCAAUAUUGUUUUGCAUCGGAGGGACCACAAUGGCAGCCUGCUUGCUUAUGUCUGCAUUUGCAAAAAGCUACUCCAAAGAAGAAAAAUACCUGCAACAGAAAUUUAAGGAGAGAAUAGCAGAUAUAAAAGUCCAGACACAUCCAGUCACAAAAGCCCCAGCACCUGGAGAAUCCAAGAUACCUGUUACGUUGUCCAAAGUUCAAAAUAUCCAGCCAUUAUCUGAAACCUGAUUCUUGCUCCCUCUUUCCUAACACACCCUUCUUGUGAUUUUGAAAAGGUGGUCUCGGCUAGCACUUGAAUCUGCAUUUGCAGUGCAGCAGUUCCGCACUCAGUAGGGAAAGGAGCAGGCAGGAAAAAAUUAUUUUGAUAGGACUACAGAAGUGACGAGAAAGUGAAGUUCAGCCAUUACUGGUUUCAAUAAAGCAUUAACAUAUGUGUUGUGAAGUUUUUUUUUUUAAAGUCCACAGAAUCAUUUAGAUUCUCCCCUUCCAAAACAUGGUUCAUUCUUCUCCACCCAUCCCUUCACUUUACAUAUUUUGUUCCUUUUAAAUAAUGAACAUGUUUGUUUAGUGUGAACUGUUUAAAUAGUGUUCUGUUCAAAAAGAACAGUUAGAGUCCCACAAAAGCUCUGUGUAUGCAUGUAUUGGAGAACCAUGCAGAAAGCAGACAAUUUCUAUUUCUACCAGACUUGUUUAUUCCCCUGGAGUACAAGCAGAACAGCAGCUUGUCUCUUACACAAACAGAAAAGAAACCAUCAGCUGCACACGAUUCUCCUCUUUCAUGCCCAAAGUGUUCUAUCCAUUCUGAAUUUAAACUGGCCAACAAGAAUGUGUUAUUCAGAAGUGGGGCCCCAGGAUCACAUUAGCCCCAAUACUUAUUUCUUUGGCCUUCAAAAAUCCCUCCUACUGCAAUUGUGAAUUUCAGCUUCCCGCUGUUUUGAGAUGGGAACGCAAUUUGCUUGUGUUUUGUAUCUCAAGUAGGCUUAAUACUGUUUUAAAAACAUAGAAAAACCCACUUCCAAAAGCAGAAAAUCAAAGUCCUGCCCUCUUGCAUGAUGCAGCCCACUCUUUGCUUCACCAUGCAAAUUCAUUCCCAACCAUUAUUUUUAUUUAUAUAUAUCAACAGUAGCAAAUGAUGGUGCAACUUUUAAGUCAAAAUAUAUAGUAUUCAAGGCCAGCCAAUUUAUCAUAUGCAGCUUGUCUUUUUAAAGAAAUUCAAUAUUUUUAAUCAUCAAAAGGAAGACUGCAUCAAACUGGUUUCUUCUGGGGUCAUUCUCAAUCCCUCAGUCCAUAUCUAUCUAUCUAUCUAUCUAUCUAUCUAUCUGUCUGUCUGUCUGUCUGUCUGUCUAUCUAUCUAUCUUUCCUUUUUAACUCUCCGUUUCUAUUAAGAUUCACCAAGGAGAUUUUAAAAGGUGCCCCAUGUUUAGAAUGGAAAAGAAUACAGGCAUAAUUAAUUCACUUGCAGGUCUGGCCUUGGGCCCUUAUGAAGGAAAAAAAUGACCUGGGUGAUUUUGCUAGACAGGGUGCACCGUUUGAUUAGGAGAAGGUGAGGGCAAUAAAAUGCCCAUCCUGGGCAUUGGGAUGUGUACAUAGAGCUCUUACGGUGUACACAGGCAAAUGGAAAUCCCUCCUUUUAAUUUCAUGGU